AUGGCGCGCAAAGCAAUUCAAACAGACCAAAUCGUCAAACUCAUCGUCGGCGCCGGCCAAGCCUCGCCCUCACCACCCGUCGGACCCGCUCUCGGAUCCAAAGGUGUAAAAUCUAUGGAUUUCUGCAAGGAAUUCAACGCGCGCACCGCAAACUACAUCCCCGGCACACCCAUCCCCGCCCGCGUAACAGUCCGCCCCGACCGCAGUUUCACCUUUGACCUCCGCACACCCCCCACCGCAUCUUUACUCCUCCUCGCCGCCGGUGUCGAAGCCAAGAAGAAUAAACUCCGCGGUGCUGGAAACGUGGCGGGCCCGAAUUCCAAAGCUGGCAUGUCUGGGCUGGGAAAAGCAAGUGGUGCGCAAUUGGCAGCGGGGAAUGGAGGCUUGGGUGUUGUGGGGACGGUGAGCUUGAAGCAUGUUUUUGAGAUUGCGAGGAUCAAGCAUGCGGAGGAUAGGUUGAGUGGGUUGAGUUUGGAGGGGGUGGCGAGGAGUGUUGUUGCGCAGGCUGGGAGUAUGGGGGUUGUGGUUGUGCCUUGA
Molecule: messenger RNA, 537 nt
Organism: Aureobasidium subglaciale EXF-2481
Lineage: Eukaryota; Fungi; Ascomycota; Dothideomycetes; Dothideales; Saccotheciaceae
Exons: 2
Coding region: 1-537 (178 amino acids)
Biological process (GO): translation
Cellular component (GO): ribosome; mitochondrial large ribosomal subunit
Molecular function (GO): large ribosomal subunit rRNA binding; structural constituent of ribosome
Source: RefSeq, a predicted model, not a curated record